Molecule: messenger RNA, 4116 nt
Organism: Phascolarctos cinereus (koala)
Lineage: Eukaryota; Metazoa; Chordata; Mammalia; Diprotodontia; Phascolarctidae
Gene: URGCP
Product: upregulator of cell proliferation
Molecular function (GO): GTP binding
Source: RefSeq, a predicted model, not a curated record
AGGAGAGCAAUGACGGUUGGACCAGACGAUCUCUAAGGUCCCUGCCAGCCCUCGGAGUCUAAGUGGGGAGGUAUUUAUUUGUUGAGCUGCUACGCGCCAUGCUGCUUCUCAAAGGGCUGCAGAGGGAGCCUCCGACAGGGUCCCUGCCCCUUCUAGGCCAGGUUGACAGCUGGUCCUCCCCGAGGAGACAGGGCCAUCGGGAGACUCCUCGGGGUCAGGUCGGCCUCAGGAAGGAGGGGAGGCGAGCCCCUCGGCCGCACCCCGCCUCCUACCCCCGUGCGCCCGCCCCCCACUCGGCUGUGGGAGCUCCUGGCCAGCGACGAUGCGAGGUGCCCCAAGCUCCAUCCCCACAAGUCCGCCGCCGCCGCCGCCGCCGCCCGGCUCAUCCCCAGCCAGCGCAGUCCCUGGAGCAGUGCCCUGGAGCGCAGCCGGUUGUGCAAUCCCUAGUUAUCUUAGGGGCAAGCUCCACCCUAGGGCUUUCCUUUCCGAGCCCGAGUCAGAGUGACUCACCGUUCUGCACCAGAGGAAACCGGAGCAGCCGGGGGGCCGGAGCCGGAGCCGGAGCCGGAGCCGGAGCCGGAGCCGGAGCCCAGACCUCGCCUGCCCGGCUCCGAUGGCGUCUGCGGGAUGGAACAGAAGGAGCCCAGGAGAAUGGACAGGCAAUUGUGGCUGACUUCCUUACAGAGGAAAGGAGCAGGCUUCAGGAAACGAUGUUACUCCUGGGACUGGAGACAUACUGCAACAGGAAACUCAGCCUCCAGGAUGCCCGGCAGAUCAGUUUUGACAGUAUGAAGAACUGGGCACCCCAGGUGCCCAGUGAUUUGCCUUGGAGCUUCCUGAGAAAGCUGUUGGCUCUCAACUCAGAAGUCAGAAACACCACCCUGCUAUCGGACUUGCCCCAGGAUGACAGGACAGGUGAGAAGGAAAUGCAGAUGGAUGAGCAAGAAAUAUACUGGGGUACCUCCGAGGACAUUUAUUCUCUCACUGAACUGGUGACGACCCCCGAUGUGCCGCUGAAUCCCCUGGACCUACUCUGUGCACUUCUCCUUUGCUCGGACAAUUUUCUACAGCAGGAGUUGCUGGUCAAGAUGUCUCUUUGCCAGUUUGCCCUCCCUGUAGUCCUGCCGGACUCAGAGAGCCAAAACCACACCUUCCUGCUGUGGGCCCUGAGGGGGGUGAUGAGGACGUGGUGGUGGCAAUCCCCAGGGGGGCCCAGGACUCUGAGAGAGGAGAGUUUGGUGCUCACGAGGGUACCAAUCAUCUCCUUUGCACGCAUGGACAUCAGCAGCCACUCCAAGUCUCACCUCCUCAAUGCUGUCAUGAGCCCCUGUCACCACCAGCCUCAUGACUACUUCUGCCACCGGGAGAUGCCAUCAGCGGCGAAUGCGCGAGAGAUCGCCGACGGCUUGGUCGAGAUGUCCUGGUACUCUCCAGGAGGCAGCAGCAAAGAGAACACGGACGUUUUCCCAGAACCCGUUGCCUUUGCCAAUCUGAGGGGUGAGAUUGGAAGUCACUGGCAGCAGUUUAAGCUUCUGACCGAGAUGUCAUCAGCUGUUUUCAUAUUAACUGACAACAUUGGCCAAAAGGAGUAUGAGCUCUUGUGCUCUCUGAGCGGGUCGACCACUCGAUAUUACCUCAUCCUUAGCCCCUACCGGGGCAAACGCAAUGCCAACCUGAGGUUCCUGAAUAAACUGGUCUCUGUCCUUCAAAUGGACUACUCUCACGUCCUGGUGAAGGUCAGCAGCACGGACAGCAAACGCCUCGUCAAGAGGCUCCAGGCCAUUGUAGUGAAUGUCAUCAAAUCAGCAAGUAGGAAGGUGUCCCUGGAGGACAUGGCAGAAACGGCUCGGACCCUGGGGCUAAAGGUGGAUGAGGACUGUGAAGAGUGUCAAAAGGCAAGAGAGCGGGUGGAGAAAAUCACCCAAGACAUCAAGGACGUGGAGCUGUAUAAAAGGGAGAAGCUCUGGUUACAGGGGGACCCUUGGAGAAACAUCGCUCAGGUAGAGAAGGAGCUCUGCCGGCUGCAGAGGGCUGGGGACUCUUCUCCAGAGAAAUACAAGUCAGAGCUCAGGCAGCGACUGCUGACCCUAAGGAUGCACCAGAAUCGGUAUGAGCCAGGCUGCGGCAUGCAGGAGUUUAUCAAGGGAAUCGCCAACCCUUCCCUCGUAGAGAAGCAGUUCUUCCUGGGAUGGAUGAAACUGAAGCUGGAGGAGAUGGCCAGGCAGAGCCGGCGGCAGCCCCCAGAGGCCUUUGCUACCCUGGGACCAAAGCACAGCCAGCCCGCUGAGCUCAGUGAGCAGCUCUGGCCAGCUUCCUUGGGGGUGGAGCACUUUUUAAGGGAGAUGGGGCAGUUUUAUGAGGCCGAAUGCUACCUCGUGGAGGCGGGGAAGAUGGCGGAAAGCCAAAAGCGGUUUACACACUUUGUUGGCCUGGCCUCAGAGCUGGUCCUGAGUGGCUUUCCGCUGGAACUGAUGGAUCGAGGGACUUGCUGUGUUCCCUUGCGAUGGGUGACAGGCAUCCUGAGGGAACUUCAUGCCCGGCUGGAGGGCAGACCCCGACUGCUGGUGCUCUCAGUGCUGGGAGCAGAGGGCACAGGGAAAUCGACUCUACUCAACACCAUGUUUGGGCUCCAGUUUGCCACCAGCAGGAGCUACAAACCCCAUGGCACUUUCAUGCAGCUCAUUUCGGUGACAGAGGAUUUUCGCCAGGACCUGGGCUGCGACUUCAUUCUGGUGAUCGACUCUGGGGGCUUGACGGGUGGGGCCACGGCUGCCAGGGGGGAGAGGUAUGAGCUAGAGGUGUCCCUGGCCACUCUUGCUAUGGGGCUCAGCAAUAUCACUGUGGUCAGCAUGGCCGAAGCCAAGGACACCCCUCUGGCUGCCCUCCAUGCCUUUCUGAAGCUUGAAAAGUUGGGGCAUGUUCCCAACUGUCAACUUGUGUCUCAGGACCUCAGUGAUGGGCCAGUCCCCAGACCCAACCUGAGAGACAGGAAACAGCUGCUAGAACAGCUGAAUGAUCUGAGCAAGGCUGUCGCUGAGAUGGAAAAGCAGGAGAAGGAGCGGACCCUUUCUAAGAUGGUCCUGUGCGACCCUGAGAAGCACAUUUGGCACAUCCCUCGCUUAUGGCACGGAGUGCCCCCCAUGGCGCCGGUGAGCUUGGGCUACUGCGAAGCCGUCUUUGAGUUGAAGAGAUGCCUUCUAGAGAACAUCAGAAAUGGAGUGUGUCAUCAACACAGAGACAUCGUACACCUGGUAGAGCUGGUGGGGCGGCUGUGAAGGCAGAGACCCCUGGAAAUGAGAGCUGUUGACCAAGCUGCUGGGAGGGACCUCUCCUCAUGGGGAAUGACGAAUGAAGCUUGUGGUCCUGGAGAGACUUCCUGGAGAAAGAGCAGCUGGCGUCUGAGCCUGCUAGAGGAGAGAAAGACGCGGGAAAGAACAGAUCAGAAGGUUGGCAUCCUCCUAGGACCAGAGAACAAAGCACCCACCAAACCAGCUACUGCACUGACAAGCACAGAGAAAGAGAGAGAGCAUUUUUAUCAGGAAUACAGAAAGCCUCCAACGUCGCUGAUCUGAGGGCCCUGAAAGCCUAGGAAGGAAACACUCAAGCAGCUAUUUUCUUCUCUGGCUUAGUACCAUUCAAGGCUGCUCCCAGGUUGGCAGGCACUUCAUAAGGGCUAGCCCCCUUCCAUUCUGUCUCCUAGUGGAAUGGCAUGGUCCUCACCCAGGACAGCCCUGCCUGUCCUAGAUGACUGUAAAUGCCCAGGGCAGGGGGUGGGGAGGGUAGAGGGAACUGUGCAGAGAUAGCCCAAUGUCCCCUCUCCUCAGGGGAGGGUCAUUCUCUUGUCUGACCAAGGGGUUCAGCAUGAAUGAUGUCCCUGGCUAGAAUGAACAGGACUGACAUUUUCUGCCAAGGGCCCAAGGGGUACAAAGCACUUUAUUUAUUGACUUCUCUGCUAAUAACGAGUGAUAACAGGCAGGUUCUUCUUGUUUGUGCCUUAAUUUUCCUAUCUCCUAACUGAGAAUCCGAAUGCCCACCUGAUGUGUUAGGAGGAUGAAUGAGAGUGUGUCUGUAAACUUGGAAUACCUCAGAAAGUCACCAUAAAAGUGUCACACCUCA